GUUUGUAUCGAGUUAUACUGUACUGUGUACUACACUAAUGCUUUGACGUUUGUUGUGCCCUGAAUUGGUGACAUUUUUACGCAAUGGGGAUAUGUUCAAGGCGCAGUUCAAUGGAGGAGACCACCAAAGAAUUCAACUCCAACGGCUGCUUCAUCCUACUGAUGUCUUUCAGCAUCGUUGCGCUGUGGGGAGGUGUGUUAAAGAGUCUGGGAGUGCUUCUUCCCGCGUUGACUGAUCAGUUUACCGACCACGUCUGGCUGACCGGAAUAGCCAUAUCGGUCAUGGUAGUAUCAGUCAACAUAGCUGGUCUGUUCAGCACUCUCCUUAAAGACAAGUUCGGCAGUCGACGGAUGUUAAUUCUGAGCACGUUCAUGGUUGGCGUGGGAUUAGUGCUGGUUCCACUAGCUACGAGUAUCAAACACAUCGCUGUUAUUUUAGCCGUCGUGGUUGGCCCAGGCUUGGGGAUCGGUGUUGUUCUAAGUAAGGCUACUCUGGGACGUUCCUUCAGUAAGCGAUAUAGUCUGGCCAGUGGAAUAAGCCACACGGGACAAGUACUCUCGUUGCUUGCUUUUGCACCAAUGAUGCAGCUUUUUCUCGAUACCUAUGGCUGGAGAGGAGCCACCUUGCUUCUUGCCGGGGUUUGCUUUCAUCCAGCAGUCUGUGCUAUACUUGCCAGAGAAAACAAACCACAGUACGAGCUACCAGUAGAUCAACAUGACCAGCAGGAACCAAACAGCACCUGUAGGGUCUGCCUCGGAUCUUGUUUCACUCGUGCAUUGUCAACUGUGGAUCUGCGAAUACUUCGUCAGUUCAAUUUCUGGGUAGUUUUCAGUUGCAUAUUUGGGAUUCGUUUCGUAAAUACCGCUUGGUUCCUGUUUUACGUUUCUCAUCUUCAUUCCAAAGGUUUCUCGCCCCAAGCGUCUGCUGCGAUAUGCUCGGCUUCGGGCGUUGGCUAUUUUUUCGGAUGCGUCGUGUUUGCGCCUUUUGUGGAUAGAGGCCUCGUGAAGUGUUCUACAGCAGUGAUAAUAACCAGCCUGGUACUGAGUCUGUCGCUUGUCGUAGAUCAAUGGUCAAAAGACACACUGAGUGUGACCGUAUUGACCGUUUUAUACGGUCUGUCCUCAUCAUCGCUGUUUACCUUAUCUGAUGUGCUUACCAAGGAACUAUUAGGUAGAGACAGACUGACAAGUGCGUUCUCGUGGAUUGGAUUUUUUGGAAUACUGGCAGAAUUUCUCGGGGGAUUUUUACCAGGUUGGAUAAAGGACACGACCGGCAGCUAUGACAUGGCGUUCGUUAUCAUGGGCAUUACACCAGCUGUGGCUGUCAUUCCCCUGGUCAUUGGAAGAAUCACGAAACGGAUCUGAGAUGGAGAAGGCAUUGUAAACAAAUUAGUUAACAAAUUAUCCACUUGAAAAGGCAUAAUAAUUCUGCAAACUGCUUAUAUAUACUGACUAGAUUGACGUUAAAUAUAUUAAUGAACAAAAUGAGAGGGCAUAAUAUUUCGGAUCCGAGCAUGACCUUUUCCGAAAGACAAAAUUACAGUUGUUCACAAACAAACAUACAAGCACCCCAACACCCCAACAAACAAACAAACAAACAAACAAACAGGGGGCUGGACGAACCAAAGGAGUGUGGCAGUAGGUAAAGAUCAAAGAUCCUGCAGCAACAACGGCAAGUCCUGUCAAAUGACCCCUUCUAUUGCGUCGAGAACCUCCCCAAACCCGACCAUUACGAGAAGAGGAAGUGGUCGUUGCAAGUCUCCGCAGCGUACAUAGAAAAUUAGAAGGAAAGAAGUACCGAUUUGUUGCCCGCUAACUACACCAGCUUGCAUGCUCCUACCUUUGCUUUUUAACAUUGUUAUCCAGCCACGAUUUUUAAUUUUUUGAAUUCAAUGCCUAUUAUUUGCUUUGGGAAUUCUUAGUUUGAUUUCGUGUAUUUUGAUUUGUUUUCUUUGUCGAUCAUAGUCAUUUCAGCUUUUCCUUACUUGUUUUGGAGAUUUAAUUUCGUUUUCCGUUCGUUUAUUUCAUUCAUUUUGCCUCAUCCAUGUUUUUAUUAAGUAUAUUUUUUUCAGCUUCUUUGUCUGUGGCUUUGUCUGUAGCAUUGGAAUUUCCUUUCGUGGAAUGAUGCACAUGUAUUUUGCAUUAUUUAGUUUUCUGUUUCGAAUUUUUAUAUUAAUGUUUGAAUCAGUCGAUAGUUUUUGUUCACAUUUUCCUCCUCAUGCUCCAUUCGCCUUGCUAUGUUUUUUUCUUAAGUAUAUUUUGUCAGCUGUUUUUGUCUGUGGCUUUGUCUGUAGCAUUGGAUUUUCCUUUCGUUGAUUAGAUGUACCUGUAUCUUGCAUUUAUUUUAUGUUCGAAUUUUUAUGUUAAUGUUUGCAUCAGUCGAUAGUUUUCCUCCUCAUGUUCCAUUUGCCUUGCUAACUAUAGCUAACUAUAGCUUCCCUUCACUUUAUUUAUUUGGCUUGAGUUAUUUUUUUACUUAAGGCACUUUUUUUAUUAUUGAUAAUUUGCCUCUUGUUCUCCUUACAUCAAUAUUGUAACUCCCCCCUUUUUUCUACGUACUUGUACUAGGUAAUUAAUUGUCUGUAUCUGUUGCAUUGUUCAUGUGUGUAUAAUGUCACUUGAUUUUAAUCUUGAUGACACGUUUGAUAAUGAUGAUAGUCGUGCCUGCCUUAACUUAUUUACCGAUAG
This is a messenger RNA of Patiria miniata (bat star), 2687 nucleotides long. Its product is annotated as monocarboxylate transporter 13-like. The record is from RefSeq and is a predicted model, not a curated record. Gene Ontology annotation, molecular function: monocarboxylic acid transmembrane transporter activity. The transcript has 4 exons. Gene Ontology annotation, biological process: transmembrane transport; monocarboxylic acid transport. Bases 84 to 1364 code for a protein of 426 amino acids. NCBI's taxonomy places the organism in Eukaryota, Metazoa, Echinodermata, Asteroidea, Valvatida, Asterinidae.